GAUAUCCAAAAUAUUGCUCAAUCGACAUACGAUUUUAUCAUUAUUAGAAGACGCGCGUCGAUUGAAGUGCGAACGUUUUGUCAAAAAUAGCGUGACGUGAUAAAUGCCUAUUUAAUGACUUGCCAAGAUAAAAUUAGGAUGUCAGUGUCAGUGCAGAAGAUAACGGAGCCCCUGCUGAUCGGCGAGGGCCCGCAUUGGGACGAGACGACGCAAGCCCUAUACUUCGUCGGCACAAACGAACAAACAAUCCACAAAUAUGUGCUAGAAACUGGAGUUCAUACCAAAACAACAUUACCUGGCCGGGUGGGUUUUAUAAUACCAGUAGAGGGCGCGACGGAUCAGUUCGUUGUCGGCGUUGAACAUAACUUCCUGAUAAUUAAUUGGGACGGUGAAGAAGGCAGUGAUGUGAAAAUUAUAAAAGAAUUAGGUGAAGUUGAUCAGGAUUCUCCCAACACUUUCCUCAAUGAUGGCAAAGCUGAUCCAAGGGGCAGAUUAUUUGCAGGUACAAUGUGUGACAUGGGACCUGGUGUUGAAUUCAUACCAGAAAAGGGCGGUUUCUACCGUCUCGACGAGAGAGGUGUUACUCAGUUGUGUGACAAGAUCACCAUCUCUAACGGCCUCGCCUGGGACCUUCAGGAGAAGGCCUUUUAUUACAUUAACACUGUAGAGAAUAAAAUCAGGCGAUACGAUUAUGAUGUGGAAACAGGAGAGAUUUCUAAUCAAAGACACAUAUUUGACCUCAAGAAAAACAAAAUGACUGGCGGUCCUGAUGGUAUGACCAUAGAUACUGACGGAUAUCUAUGGGUUGCUUUAUUCAAUGGGUCUGCAGUCAUCAAAGUGGAUCCAAAAAUUGGCACAGUGGUUGACAAAGUGGCUAUUCCCGCUGAACAGGUCACUUCAGUUACCUUCGGAGGACCGAACUUAGACAUCUUAUUUGUUACAACAGCUAGAUUUAAUCUAGGCUCAGAACAAGAACCGCCGUGUGGCGCCACCUUUAUGGUGACAGGUUUAGGCGCAAAAGGACAUCCUAAUGUCAAAUUUAAAUUGCCGUAAAAGUGAAAUAGAAUUUGUUAUUUUAAUUUUAAACGAGUUUGAAAGUGUAAUUGCUUAAAUUAUAGUUUGUAUGGCGUAUGUAAUAAAUGUUGAUAAUUAAAAUA
Papilio xuthus (Asian swallowtail) is the source of this 1157-nucleotide messenger RNA. Its product is annotated as regucalcin-like. The record is from RefSeq and is a predicted model, not a curated record. Gene Ontology annotation, molecular function: gluconolactonase activity; calcium ion binding. The transcript has 5 exons. The coding region runs from base 115 to 1053 and encodes 312 amino acids. NCBI's taxonomy places the organism in Eukaryota, Metazoa, Arthropoda, Insecta, Lepidoptera, Papilionidae. Gene Ontology annotation, biological process: L-ascorbic acid biosynthetic process.